CUAUUUGAUAACGAGAGAGCAACAAGAACAACAUGAUGGUCUGUAAUCGCUGAGAAGUGAAGAUGGUUCAUCAUGAUGAUCACCACACCGUGAGAACAGAGCUAGUAAGUGUUCGCUUAAUCCGUGAUGUGCCACGUUGUAGUUGUCGCUGUGUCUGUUAAGACUGAAAGACGAAAAACGAACAAGUGAGUGGUCCAGUCAUCAUCUGUCGUUGUGACGAGAGCUGAGUCUGUCGUGACGAGAGCGACAGGUCGUCAACAUUUUUCGUUCAACAAUUCAUUUGAGUGAUUUCUUAGACCUUUUUUGUUCCGCCUCGACGUCCUUGACUUGUCGUUGUCGUAAAAAGAGCAAUAUGACUUCAUUCCUCGCACCCGCACCACUCUCGUCACAGGAUCAGGAGGAGCAUUCUGUAUUAAAUUUAUAAGUAAAUCCCCUACUUCUUUAAUAUUUGUUCAUCUACUUCUUGUACUUAUAGUUAUAGUUAUAGAUGAGACGUCGUAGAAGAUUUUUAUCGAAUGUUCACGGCACCCUCGUUGAUGUAAUGUCUUCAUGAUUUUUUUUGCGAACAAGCAAGUGCCUGUUGUCUCAGAUGAAACUUAGAUAUUGAUUUGUUUUUAUUUGAGUCGAUGAGAAGAUUUAUUUUUUGUCAACGGACCGACGAACCAACCGCAGCUUUUUAACAGAAAGAAGGUUGACUGCAACCGACGCACGGACCUACAAUGGGACUCGUAGGAUCUUUAAUUUUAGAAGGGAUAGGAAGUGUUGGUGUGCUCAAAGCACCAUGAUUGGCUAGUAUAGUUUGUCAGCUUUUUCAUGGCCUGCUCCUCCACCUUAGGAUCUUAUCCUCGUACUAGUGUCUAAACUAAAAACAUUCAUCCAACAAGGUUCUCUUCAAAGAUUCACCAAAUCUUCAUCUGUAUAAUCUGAAGAUCAACAAAAGCAAUCAUCAAAAUCAACUAGUGAGUGUUGUCUAGUGAGUGGUUCAGGUAUAUUCUACUGCUCGUAUAGUAUACUUUCUUAGAUGAACCUUUCAAAAACAACAUCUUGUAGGUCGUGUCGUGUAAUAAAAACAUCAAUCAAAUAAGGUAAAAUCAAUUAAGAUAGUUGUUGUAAUUCCAGUCCAAGUUUAGAUUUCUGUAUUUUUUACAGUCCUAGUAUCAGCCCUACUGAGUUUGUUAAGAAAUCUUCACAAUUUGAUGUCGCAAGUGUUUGGAAUUUCGUUGCGGCAAUUUUUUUGAUCAUAGUUAGUUAGUUAGACUUAGAGUUAGUUACGACUAAACCUUGAUCAUCUUUAAAAAGUACGAGAUCAUCUAGUGAUCAACAGCGGUAAGAAGUUUGAAAAGGCAUGUAAGCAGGAUACUUUUUCCGUACUGUAACAAAAUAAACAUUACAGUUGUAUUGAGAUAGUAGUUGUACAAUCCAUCACCAUCCUCGUGGUCACCUUCUGUAUGAGAAUUUCCGUCUGAGAAAUCUUCUUGUUCAUCUUCCUUGUAUUUCAAAAAAACGUAUCUUCAUCAGUGAAAAAAAAGAUGUCGUCAUCGUCCGGAAGCAACAGCAAGAGUGCGCCAGCAAUGGCCACUCAGUCCCAGCAGGCCGCGUCAUCCUCCUCCAGCAGUGCUUCAGGAAUUUCUGCAUCAGCUGCACCGAUGCUGCGGAUUGAGGUGCCCACUGGCGGACCAGUGACGCCAGUGGUCGUGCCGAAUACGCGCACACCAGUACCAUCUGGGCCAACGCCGAGCGGGCGCGGAACGCCAGGAGUCCAUCCUACUGUGCCGUUCAAUAUUCCUUAUGGUGAAAAUGAAAAAGUGUUUCAUCUCGCUAUUAAUUUAAACUGUCGUGGGUGGUGCCAUUUGGUGUCAUGGGUCAUGUCUGUAGAAGGUCGUGUCUGUAGAACUAGAACUAGAUCAACUACUAGCUCCAGCUCUAAUCCCUCCAGCGCACACGAUCUCGCGAGCAGGACAACACUGCACAGCAGACCCAAGCACGGGAAGCACCUCUGACCGAGUAUGUCUGCGUUUGCAGUUACACCAAGCUCGACAACCUUGCGCAUAAGCCUCGCGGCACGCCAGCCAACGAAACCAUGACGGUUUUUGCUCUCUGCAAUGUUACUGGACGUUUGACGAAACUGACAGUCUCCCAAGGUGGUUCGAAGGAAUUUCAGAAUGCAGCUUUUGUGCGAAGUCAUCCUAAGAAGAACAUCCUUUACGUGGUGACAGAGAGCAUCAACGAAAACGGGUGGCUUUUCGCAUUUAGACUAUGUCCGGUGACGGGUCAGUUGCGAGAACUAGGCAAAAUAUCAACCGAAGGACGAUCGGCUUGCUAUAUUUCGGUACUCCUUAAUAUUGCCGCGAUUGAAUAUCGACGUACAGAUGUAUAUUUCGGUACUCCUUAUUGCGAUUGAAUAUCGGCGUACAGGUGAUCUUUUUCAUGAAAAUAGCAAGUGCGCUUGUCACGGAGGUUCGUCGUAGUUCUCGUUAUUUUUCAGCUGCAAUGACCUUGAUUUCUUUACAACAACAAAGAACUCUUGUGAUUCUGAUUCAGACGCAAAACCAACCCCUGCCACUGUCGUUCCAAAAACAAACAGUUGAGCCACGAUUUGCGAUACAUCUUGGUCACCAACUACUGGGACUCAACGCUCGCAUCCGUUCCAAUCGAUGAAGAAGGCCUCUUUCUGACACAUGAGGCAGUCAAGAGUCAAAUUCCAGGCCAAAAUGCGAAGUAUUGAUUUUUAGAUUUAGAUGUUGUUGAAGAUCUGGUGACUUUUUUACUUGGUGACAGUGAGAGUGAGUGUCUAGUAUCACUAUCUGGUGUAUGAUCAUGUCUGAAUUUCCUUCACCAAACAAAAUAGCCUUGUUUUGAAGAAUUUCGUGAUUAUAGAAUGAAGAGCUAGUAAAGAUAAACCGAGCACGAUUCUCGUUCAAAUGAUUUCCAAACAGGAAAGAGCGUGCUGCCCAUGGUGACGACCCUCAUAGCAGUCACCGAUUCAAGGAAUCGCAUGCGCAUGCCUGUGUCUUCGAUCCUGCCUUCGGUCGCAUGGCCUACGUGCCGGAUCUAGGUGAAGGAUGCCUCAAGCAGUUCGUUUUCGACGAAAACGACGGUAGCAGUAGAUAUGCUGGCACCAUCAGUUGCGGUGAGCGCGCAGGACCUCGCUAUCUCGAAUUCCAUCCAUCGCUCGAUGUCUGUAAUUUAACUCUUUGAUCCUUUUUUUUCUUAGGUUCUUGCUUCAUUGAGAAUGAGAUUGUCAUAAAAGCAUGGUGUCUUUCCUCUUCUCGCUCCACCCUCGCUUCUCUUCUUUGCUGAUGAUACACAAACACACCUGUUGUCCUGGCUCGACAACUGCACACUGUUGCUUGACAUCAGGAUAUUAAGACACUCCAUAAUUGGAAAAUUGAAACUCAAGCCUCCUUCAUCUGAGCCUCGUGCGAAUUACUUGAUUGAGACUUGAUCAUGUAAUGACAUACCCUCUUUUGAGCUGAAAUGUGCACGCUCUGAAAACCAAAAAUUCAAAGUUUAUGAAAUUGAAAAAUUCGAAGAUGAGUUUGAAAUUGGAAAUUCAUAAUUGGUGUGUCCCCGAAAGGUCGUGCUAAAACUUGCUAUGAUAGCUGUGAUGGUACCAUGAGAGGCUAGAAGUUGAUUCCCAAAUGCCAUGCUCUGAAAAUGAAAAAUUCGAGGUUUUUGAAUUUCGAUCCUUUUUCAAUGAUACUUACUUGCUUGGAAAGUUGUGUCAAGUUGUUCAUCAGAGUUUCAAUUUGAAUGAAAGUCGAUAAAAACAAAAUUUUUCAUUUCCAUUUCAAAAAUUUUGUUUUUAUCGCCAAAAAAUUGAAAUUCAAAUUUUCAAAAUCAAGAAGAAGAAGAAGAAGAACUGUUUUCAUGCUUUGUUUCGGACUUGCGCUUCGUAUAGCAUCCCUGCGAGGCUGCAUUUCCAUUUUCAAAUCCAGAAGUAUUAAUUUCUAGAGCUAUUCCUUCUAGAAGCUAUUUUUUCUAUCCUUCUUUGACAACAUAACUCCAUCUUCUCUACCACAAGGUUACGUCGUAAACGAGCUUGCCUCCACAGUGCAAGUCUUCCGAUUUGACGAGUACCGAGUGCAAGAGGCGCUUGAAAAGUCUUACCGCAAGCAGGAGUGUCCUGCGACUCUCGAGCGCAUCCAGGAGAUUUCCACUUUGCCUGAAGCGUUCCCCAAGAACCUGAACACCUGUGGUCGCAUUUGCGUUGACCCCACCGGCCGUUGGGUUCUGGUGAGCAACCGUGGUCAUGACAGCGUCGCCGUCUACAGUCUACACCCACAACGUGGCGAUCUGACGUGCGUUGGCUACUUCCACACGGGAGGUCACACACCACGACACUUCAAGUUCUCCAGCACCGGCAACUAUCUGUUUUCCGCUAACCAAGACUCGGACUCUGUGUGCGUCUUCCGCUUCGACCAAAGCACGGGCGAAUUGGCGUACAUCCGAAGCUACGAGGUAAAGAGUCCGAACUUCAUCGAAGUAAAGCCGCCAACGGUAGGAAGAAAAUUGGCGAGCUGGGUGUAUGCGAGAAUGUAGAUUUGGAGCUGAUGUCGUCUUAAGAGAAGUAGUACUAGGUCUUGAGAACAAAUGAAUAUGUCCUCCAGUAGAUGAUGGUGUAAUGGAAUUUAAGAAGAACGACCUAAAAACUCAUCAUGAAAUUUCAAAUUGAAUACGAGUUGUUUUAGCAUGGUAUUUCAACUACGUCAACAUACGAGCACUUUUAUAGAUACUUCUUUGGAUGAGGAUGAACAAAUUGUACUUGAAAUAGGAAGGAUGAUAUGUCAAUAUCUCGUGAAGAUAGGUAGCAUACUUACUUUUAAUUAGCGAUGGAAUCUGAAUCAACUAGCAGAACAACGGCAACAUCAAAAUUAAAAACGAAACUACAUCGAGGCGUAAGCUUAGACUUCAACAUAUUUAUUCGAUCUUAAUCGACACAUAGUUUAUUCAUAGUCGUGAUUCCAUAUUUGACAGCAGUCAUUAGCAAUUUUUGGGAAUCAAUACUCAACGUUCAACAUUGCCCAGCAUGCACAGUUGUGUUCUUACUCUUAAAUCGGGAAGAUUUCUUUAGAAAUCGUGGGUUAAAGACAUUGUACACGUCAAAACUCGUCCAACAUUGUAUAUUUUUUUUCUCAUGUCAACAAGAACAUGAUGUCAUCUAAUUGCUCAAAUAACACUCACAUAUUAAAUAUAAUUGCCAAAUAUUAACUGUACAACAUUUAUUUUUUAGCACCUCCCCAAUCAACACCUCCUUCCGGAAGAUGUUGGACUUGACAAGAAGAGAGACUAGAUGACCUAGCAAAUUUUUAUUGCGGUUUGGGGAAUGACCAUCCGUUGCUUCACCUCAAACCGUAGCAGUUAAAAUCUUCUUCUUGUUCUCGUGCUCGUAUUCUUCAUUUUAUGUCAUACUGUCUUCAUACUAAGCGUCAAUAGUUGUUUCUAUGUGCAACAAAAUAGAUGAGUUUAUCAUCUUCUUGUGAUUACAGCACUACUACAAAAUCAAAAUGCAUAAAUAAGUAACAUCAUCAUGAUGAUUCAUUCGAACUGAAAAAACAGGCAAGAGGAGAUUGCCAUUGUUCUUUCAUAGAAAAAGAAAAGAACUAGAAGGGUUGAAGUUCUUGAUCGUGCUAUGAUUACAAAGUAGGGGUGAAGAUGGGGUCCCUGCAUUCCGCUCGACACAAACGUAGCCUCACAUUUACUGAAGUAACCAAAUGAAAAUGGAGGAGACUUCAUGGACGAUUCGUCGAGUUUUCGCUACGUAAAAACAAGUAUCAUAGUAUUGGUGUGCUAGAAGGAUCGCAGCGAAGAAGGAAAAGAGCCGCGAUCAGUCGACCUAAAAACUGGUAUCAACAUUCGUCGGUAAAAUUAUGGGACUAGUAGUUGCUACUUGUAGUUGGGAGAAUUACAAGUAACAAUGGUCCACUUCAUAAUUUGAUGCUCGUGUUUCUAUCUUUCACGUUAGAAGACGUAAAUCACUACUUACAAGGUAUUAUUUUUACCUAACAUCAAACUUCUACAGCUGCAAAUUCUGCUCUACAUUCAUCUGACAUUGAACUUCUCGAUAGCCUCCAUUUACUUAGCAGAGCUGCUCCUGUACUUGUCCUCAAAAAUGAUCGAUAAUAGUGUGCGCUUAUUCCUGUGUGAGUUCUUGUGUUGAAGACCUUGACGCUUUGAAAACUGAUUCACCGACAUCAAUAGAAUCAAUACCACCUCCUCUUCGCUAUUCCUCUCUUGUGUUUGCGCAUGUGAUUUCAACGCUUGGGGUAGGGUAAAUGUAAAAAAGGGCAUGUUAAUGUGAUUGCACAUUAUUCUUGAAGAUCUUCUAGUAGAAGUACCAAAUAAACCAAUCAACAUAGCAAAUCAUCUUAAUCUACUUUCAUCUUGUUUCGAGGACCACAACGACAACUUUCCGAUUCUUACAGCUAAGAUAUCACCUAUCUUCUAAUCUCAUUGUUCAACAUCCCGUUAAAAUGAAGUAUUCGAAAUCCGGAAAUCGUUUUAUUGAACAAUUACCAUUCCAUUUCCAACGAGAAGAACUGCACGACUGCAAAGAAUUAAUGCACAGUCAGAAGGUGAAGAACCUAAAAGGCGGAUUACAAGACUAUGACUUCUUAGUUCGAUUGUCUCUCUCGGCUACUUACCAACAAGAACUCUGAUGUAGUGAGUACUUGGGGGGCGGCAUUCGAUCUUGAUGAAGAUGGUUCAGUAAUCGACCUACAAAAACCGAUGAUGAAAAGAGGUAGAGCAAAUGAUUAUCCUUUUAGUAGCACGAAAAAGAGAACAAUCAACUACAAAUGAUGAACUACACAGGUCUAAUUGUUCCGAAUAGAAAAAUAUGAUGC
Amoebophrya sp. A25 is the source of this 6845-nucleotide messenger RNA. The record is from the annotation of a GenBank genome assembly. NCBI's taxonomy places the organism in Eukaryota, Dinophyceae, Syndiniales, Amoebophryaceae.